Toxotes jaculatrix (banded archerfish) is the source of this 2329-nucleotide messenger RNA. It is a transcript of the gene tmem47, whose product is annotated as transmembrane protein 47. The transcript is spliced from 3 exons. The record is from RefSeq and is a predicted model, not a curated record. Gene Ontology annotation, cellular component: membrane; cell-cell junction. Bases 232 to 777 code for a protein of 181 amino acids. Gene Ontology annotation, biological process: cell-cell adhesion. NCBI's taxonomy places the organism in Eukaryota, Metazoa, Chordata, Actinopteri, Toxotidae.
ACAGCACCGGCAGUAGCGUCCUCUGGACUCAGGACGCGGAGUGAGCGGCGGUCCCCAUCCUGCUACCCACAGCACGGGCACGGGCAGGGGGGACUACCACAACUUAAUCCUCUGACUCUUUUUGUAGACUUGAGGAACGACAGAGACCGCAUUACUACGAAAAACACGUCUUCUUCUCCUUCUUUUUUCUUUCUUUCUUUCUUUUUUUUAAAUGACUGAGCUACUUUAGAUAUGGCUUCAUCCGUGAGCGGCACAGAGGAGGUCCGAGUGUCGGCGUUGACGCCCUUGAAGUUGGUGGGACUGGUGUGCGUCUUUCUCGCGCUGUGCCUGGAUGUCGGGGCUAUGCUGAGCCCGGCUUGGGUCACAGCAGAUGACCAGUACUACCUGUCCCUGUGGGUGUCCUGCUGGAAGCCCGUCAGCUCCGAGGAGUGGUCCUGCAACAGCACGCUGGCCACGGACUGGCAGAUUGCCACGCUGGCCCUGCUGUUAGGAGGGGCGGCACUCACCCUGCUCUCCUUCCUUGUGGCGCUGGUGUCCCUGUGCUUCGGCUCCAGGAGUCACUGCUACAAGCCUGUGGCUGUUAUGCUGUUCUCUGCAGUGGUGCUUCAGGUGUGCAGCUUGGUCCUGUUUCCCAUCAAGUUCAUAGAGACGGUCAGUCUGAGGGUGUAUCAUGAGUUUAACUGGGGAUACGGCCUGGCCUGGGGAUCCACCAUCUUCUCUUUUGGAGGUGCCAUCCUCUAUUGCCUCAACCCGAAGAACUAUGAAGACUACUACUAAAAUAUGUGAGACAAGAGGAGAAACCAGGACACUCUGUUUCACCAGUGUCCCCUCAGUAAUAGGAACUUUCUGUCUGUUACACAGUGCCCAACCACAGACUAGAAAAAUAGGAAAAACAAAUGCUUAUUGUUAGUUUCAAGGCUGGAAAAGAGCACUUCCAUUUGAUACUGUGAACUGACUGUCUUGAAGACUAUCCUCAUUAUUGGACUGAAGUGCCGUGCUCUCUUAGGGGUUUUGGCAUCAAACCCCAGCUGUGAAAAAGAAAUCCAAAACCAGAGAGUUUAGUUUGGGAGAGAAUGUCACCAUUCAGAUAAGUCUGCGUCCCCUUUAAGUGGAACUCUAGUAGGUCUUAGAUUUGGGCUGACAAUCUGGAGGGAACAGAUGGAUUCACUGACCCCAUACCAGGACGAAUUGGUGGACUAAUUAACCAAUCAGAGCAGAGGAGGCAAGGAAUGAUGUAAACUCAGGCCAAUCAGGGAACAGGGAGGAAAAUGUCUCAUUGAAGUCAUUUCCUGAGGAUGACAAAGUGAGGAAGACAGGGCACACCUAAGGAAAUGCAACAUGCUACAUUUCCCCAGAGAUAAACUACAUCUCGAACUUGGCCUAGUCUUCUUCCUCCAGUAGAGUAUAAUAGGUUGGUGAAAACAUGUCAUGAAACCAGUGGACUGGCUUUGUUUUCUCCUGCCCUAUUUGAGUCCAUUGAAAGGGUCAGAAAUAGCAAUAAUGAACAGGGGCAACCUAAAGACAGCAAAACAUUUCACAGACACCUUCCAAAUAAUAUCAUACUGGUGAGAGGAACAUUUACUGGUUAAUGAAUAGCAGAGUCUGUCACAGUGGUAAAACCUUUGGCCACUACUGUAAGCCCGCAGCAUAACCCCACCUAUACAGGCUUUUUGAUAAAGUUAUUGUAUUAUAUGUAAGUAUGUGCAGUAAGCAUAAUAAAGUUAUAUUCAUUCCAAGCAGACCAGUGGGAAGGGAGAUGGCAAAUGACCAUGUCUGCUGAGCGUGUGCACAUGUCUGCAUGAUCAUACCACACGGCAUGUGCUCACACACACCUCCCCAUGUGAUGCCUCCUUAUCUUCCCACUUCGUAGGACGUGGUAAUGAUCUCAGUAGAGUAGGCACCAUUACGUUUUCAGGCAGGGAGAGUCUAUAGAAUAAAAUCACUGUAGUCACUGAAAAAAAAAAAUGUAUAUUUUGUUUUUGCAUCUAAGUUAAGGUUCCCAAUGCAGUACUUUAGGAAAUGUCAGAGUGUAAUGUGAUGUGGGUGAGCAGUUUUAUGAGGACUAUGAGAUCGAUUAAGUUGAAACUGGAAAGUUUCAAACCUGAAGGAGGACAGUGCAGCCAUGAGAAGUGAGACUUGCUGGUACAAAAGAUCUACACUGAUUUGCUCUGGUAAUGUCCUCCUUCCCAAACCUUUUUCAAGGUGGUCAGAAACUUCUCCAGUUCCCUCUUGCAACAUCAGCGGGUGUGUGUGUGCAUGCCACUAGCAUUUGCUGCUGAGUUUGAUUCCCACUGGUUUGAUAACUAACACAAUAAACAUGUACUGUGGA